UGUGUAACUUUCAUAACUGCUCUUUUUUCCUUACCUAUUUAAUUUAUUCUUGUCAAUCAUCUCAGUCAAAAAAAUAGGUUUUGACAUUGAUGACAUACUGUACAAAAUGCCGAUUUUUGUUUCAACCUGCGUCAAAAGUGAUAUUUCAUCUCUCACGAAUAUGCAUCAAAUCAAUCGAAAAGAAUUCUGUUAAAACAAAGUUCAUAAAGCUGUGUUUGUCCCCGAAAAAUUUUAGUAUACAACAAUUUCGUCCGUUGAUCUAAUGUGGAGAUAAGCAUGUCAUCAUACGUCAACAAGAAGACACGUGUUUUUACAUCGCCCGGAUCGACCAAAGUCAUACAGAAAAGGUCUGAAUCUAGACUGAAGAAUAUCAAGUCAGCGACAGACAACAGGGCAUGGACGGACUGUGUUGAAGAUCGGAGACAAUACAUUUUGGAAUUGAUCAAAUCUAAAGCUGGGGGAUUAUCUCUGGGAAAAUACAUUCCUAUCGAAGUAAUCAUCGACUGUCUUCUUGCCAAUAAAAAUGCACAAAUAGAAGAAUUGCAGAGGCAAUUAGAUGCCUACAAGAAACUUAAGUUAACUGAUGACCAACUUAGACAACUCGGUAUGAUGAGUCCCGGGGGUGACAAGAAAGCAGCAACUCCACCACCUCCGCCGCCUCCAAAAGUAGAAAAAGUAGAAACCAAACCGGAAACAGCUGAGGUCAAGGAAGAGGAGCCCCCGAAAGCAGUACCUGUGCCAGAAACAGUUGCCAUCGAGAAGGAAGAGCCCAAACCAGCAAAGGUUGAACCUGAAAAAGAAGCAAAACCGGAGGAGACAGUGGCGGCGAAAGAAGAGCCACCGAAAAUAGAAUCCGAACCAGAACCCAUCCCGACCAUACCACCGAAGGAAGAAGAAAAACUAGCAAAAGAGGACGAAAAAACGAUUACCUCUAUGGUCGAUGCAUCUGUGGAAUCCGAAAAGCCCGAGCCUCCGAUAGUCUCUGACAAAGGAACACCUGAAGGUGCAAUCGAGGAAGAAGGGGAGAAAGGUUCCGUUGUUGCUGGAGCUCUUCCUGAGGAAUUCCAGGAUGUUGGCGGUCUACCAUUACGCAGUGAAUUCCAGAAAAUUGUUGUUGGAGAUAUCAGUCCAGCUAAACCCGAAGACGAUACAAAGGAUGGAGAUCGUGAAUCCAGAGACGAUUCUCUGAAGAAGACAUUCGUCGAUAUUGCAGAAACUAUAGAUGAGGACAUGGAGAAAGGAGAAAUGGAAGCAUUAUCGCCCAAGAAGGAGUCUUGUGAAGAAAAAGACGACAUUAUUUCAUCUCUGCGGAAACAGUUAGAGGACCAGAGACGUGCGAAUAAAUUGGCCGAGAAGGCGCUGAGCCAACUGGAGGACAUCGAUAAAAUCCUGAGCGGCAGCACCAAGCUCCGAUGCAACUUGACGUGCAGAAACGUAUGUCAGCCCUGUCCCACCUUGGCGAAGAAAACGGACGACAACAAGAAACAGAGAUUGGAGGAUCUGAUGAGAGAAAGGGACGACCUGAGGCUGAGGGUUUCCGAAUUGGAAAAACAACUUGCCGGAUGUACGGACUGCCCCAAGAACUCGGAAGAGUUGGGCGGAGUUUCUGCGGAUGAACUGCAAAAAAGACUUGAUCAAGUCAUAGGGUUAGAAACCAAGGUACAAGAAUUGGUGAAUCAGUUGCAGGAUGAAGAGACUAUGGCUAAAAACGCCGUGGCACAGACUCGGGAUCCAAAAGAGGCGGAAAAGUGCAAAGCCAAAAUAGCGGAACUCGAGAAGGAAUUGGAGAAAUCCAAAUUCCUGAAAGUGGAAAACGCAAAACUGCAGAUGAAAAUUCAAGAACUGUUAUAUCUGGAGAAAUCCCAAGAUGAGCUCAAGAAAAAGAUGGGAACGCUGGAGGGCGAGUACAAGUUGAAGUACGACGGUUUGUGCAAAAUGGAGAACGAAUGCAACGCCCUGAGAGUCCAGCUCGCCAACGCCAAACUGCUGCAGAAGGAGAGGGACAUGCUGAGGAGGCAGGUGGGCGAUCUAGAAUGCUGCGUUGCGGACCUGGAGGACGAGAUAAAGAGGCUCGUGGGUCACAUCGACAGGCUGACCCAGGGACGCGACGAACAGCAGACGAAAACGCAGAACGCAAUGUCCGACAUUAGGGUCGAACUGGAGAAGAAGACGCUCCUCAUAGAAAAAUCGGAGGAGAAACUGGCCACGGUACAGGAGGAACUGGAAAAAUCCAUAAAUGGCGUGAGGAGCGAGACGCAAUGCUACAAGACGAAGAUCGAAGAUUUGGAAAAGAUCGUCGCGAUAAAGACGGAAGAGAUAAACAUACUGAAGAACAACCUGGAACAGAAGGACAAGAUCAUCGACGAUCUGAAUCGAUCCAAGAAGGCUAACGAGGAGCUCUUCCGCGCUGAAGACGCCAAAUCGAAGAGUCUGAGGCAGGACCUGGAAAAUUCGAUCAGGCAGAACGAGAAACUCCGGAGGGAAAUGGAAAAGAUGAUCGCGUUCAAGACCGAGGAGAAUUCCACCAAGAAGAUCAUCCUCCAGUCCAAGUCGGCCAUCAGGAGGGUCAGGGAGGAGAUAGACAGGCAGUAUAGGGAGUGGGAGAUGGGCGCCGGAGAGGACUGCACGAAGGUGAACGAACUGAAGGGGAUGGUGAAGACGCUCGAGGCGGAGGCGUCGCGGAUGAAACGCGCGAACGACGAGCUGAGGGGCGCGUUGGAGAAUCAGAAGACGUGCAACUGCCUGGCGGGCUUGGAGAACAAGACGCUGAAGAAACACUCCGCGGAAAUCCAGAACAUCGCCAAACAUCAGGUCGAGGAACUGCUGGAUCACCUCAAGAAGGCCCAGCUGAGGAUCGUCGAGUUGGAGGACACGCCGGGCGACAGAACCAGGUUGAAUCCGGAAACUAAGGAUAGCGAGAUAUCGUGCGACUGCGACAAGGAAGAAAUAGAGAGACUGAUGAAGGAGAACGAAGUUUUGAAAGAGAUGUUGAAGACGGAGAGACCGGACGGGAAACUCGAGGAGGCUUUGAGGGAGACGGAGAAAGAGGACGGCGAUAGGGACCUGUUGAAGGAGAUCGAAAGAUUGAAGAACGAAAUAUCGUCGUUGGAGAGCGACAAGUUGAAAUUGGAGAAGGAAAACGAUAAUCUCAAGACGAAAUCGCAAUUCAAGGACAACGAAACCGCGCCGGAUAACCUCGAAUUGCAAGGGAUGUUGAACGAGAAGGAAAAAUUAUGCGCCAGUCUGAGGGACGAGAUAGAGAAAUUGAAGAGGGAGAUAGAGAGUCUCAAGGAAGCGUUGGAGGAAACCAGGAGACAAUUGGGGAUAUCGAACAAACAAGCGCAAGCUUCCGCAAUGGACGUGCAGAAUCUGGAAAAUAACAUGAAAGAACAAAAAGACACCACCGGAAAGAUGCGACAAGAAUUGGAAGAUUUAAAGAGGAAAAACAACGAAUUGAACGAUAAACUGGCGGAGAUGGAGAAGAUAAAAAAACAACUAACCGAAUGUCUGGAGAGAGAGAAGAACGAUAAUAAACAGAUCGCAUCGUCCCAAACCAAACUAAAAACGGAAAACGAUAACCUGAAGAGCGACGCGGCUGAAACGGAAAAACUGAAGAAGCAACUGGCGGAUUGCCUGGAGAGAGAGAGAAAGAUCAACGCGGAAAAAACAUCGACCGAAGAAGACUUGAAGAAGGAAAUAGAAAGACUGAAAAAAGCAACGGGACAACAGGAUACCCCGCAGGACGACUCGCUGAAAAAAGAAAACGAGAGCUUGAAGAACGCGUUGGCGGAGAUGGAGAAAGUCAAAAAACAACUGACCGAAUGUUUGGAGAGAGAAAAAAAUAAGUCCCCGGACGAUUCGUUGAAAAAAGAGAACGAUAAUCUGAAAAACGCCUUGGCGGAAAUGGAGAAAGUGAAGAAACAACUCGCCGAAUGUUUGGAGAAGGAAAAAAAUAAAUCGCCGGACGAUUCGUUGAAGAAAGAAAACGACAGCUUGAAAAACGCGUUGGCGGAGAUGGAAAAAGUGAAGAAACAACUGGCCGAAUGUUUAGAGAAAGAAAAAAAUAAGUCUCCGGAUGAUUCGUUGAAAAAAGAAAACGAUAAUCUGAAAAACGCUUUGGCGGAAAUGGAGAAGGUCAAAAAACAACUCGCCGAGUGUUUGGAGAAAGAAAAAAGUAAAUCGCCAGACGAUUCGUUGAAGAAAGAAAACGACAAUUUGAAGAACGCGUUGGCCGAGAUGGAAAAAGUAAAGAAACAACUCUCUGAAUGUUUGGAGAAGGAGAAGGAUAAAGCGCCGGACGAUUCGUUGAAAAAAGAAAUCGGCGACUUGAAGAACGCGUUGGCCGAGAUGGAGAAGGUGAAGAAACAGCUCGCCGAAUGUUUGGAAAACGAGAAGAAGAACAGCGCGAAGAACGCGUCGUCCGAAGUGGAGCUGAAGAAGGAGAACGACAAGUUGAAGAAUACGCUGAAAGAAUUGGAGGACGUCAAGAAGAAACUCGCCGAAUGUUUGGAAGAAGAGAAGAAUAAGAAUAAAGGGUUGUCGGACGCGGACGCGCUGAAGAAAGAGAACGGAGACUUGAAGAACAAACUGAAGGAACUGGCGGACGUGAAGGCGGAAUUGGCGGCGUGUCUGGAGAGGGAGAAGAAGGCUAGGGGCGACGCUGACGACGCCCUGAAAAAGUUAGAGACUGCCAACAGCGGGAAGAAGGAUUCCAACAUACUGCAGACGAAGAUCGAGCAGCUUCAGCGACAGCUGGACGACUGCCUGGCCAGGGAGAAGAAGAUCGCGGAAAAGGAAUCGUUCCAGAGCGCCGUGCAGGCCUUACCCGGCGACGUGGACAAGCUGGAGAACGACAAUAAGAGAUUGGGCAAAGAGCUGGACGAACUCAGGAAGAAACUGACCGCCGCCACCGGCGAAAACGCCAAAUUAAAAGCGGAAAUCGACGAAUUGAAGAAGAGGUUAGAGACCGCCGGUAAACCGUCCGCGACCAAUGAACCGGAGCAGAAAUCCGUGGCGGCCGAAAAGCCGGGAGCGAAAGAAUCUACUGUUAAGAAAGACGAGGAAAAAGAAGCGGUUACCGCUGCCGCGGACGCCAACGAGGACGACCUGAGAGCGGAGAUCGACCGUCUCCUAAAAAAACUGAGCGAGCAAAAGUCGGAAUGCGACAAGACGAUCAGGAGCCUGAAGGAACAGUACGACAGGGACGUGAAGAACAUACACAAGGCGAACCAGAAGAGCAUAGAGGAGUUGCAGAGGCAGCAUUCCGAACAGCUGCAAGAUCUGGAGGGCAGACACGAUUCCGCCGUCAAAGAUCUGAGGGAGGAGCUCAGACGGAGCUUGCAGGUCGAGGACGUGCCCACCAGAGACACUGCGGGCGAUGACAGGAGAGACAGAGUCUUGUCGGCGCACACAUUUUGCGUGUGUUCCGAAAUGCCCAAGGUGAUGCCGAUAAUAACGACCGUGGGCGCCGAUAUAGGCGUGCACGAGGUCGACAGUCCGUACGACAGGCCGGGAAGGUGGCCGAGGCCCAGACCUCCGAGGGACAGCGCGAUCAAUCAGUUGUUGUACAAGGCGAUCACCCUCGGAAUGGAGAAGAUGACGUUGGAAGAAUUACAAAUUAUCCAUUCGGAAGUGCUGAACGCGACCAGGAAGAUCAAAGGUAAAAUUCCUGCGUCGAUGAUGCAGUCUACGGUUGAAGAUUCUACGGCGUUGAUGAACAGAAUAGAAGAGUUGAAGGAUAAUUUGGAAAAAAAGCAGCGGACAGCUAAACAAAAAGUGGUCUCCCUGCAUCUGUCCAUUCGGGCAAUGGAACAAAAAAUCUUGGAAACCCGAAACGUUCUGGAAAAGGAGAAAGAUCACAACGCCGAGCUAAGGGCGCGAUUGAUGGCCAUGGAGAGAGAUUCGCAACUGAUGCAAGUGGAUAGGGAUCUGAUGAAGCAGCAAACCAAUCUCCAGGAGCAACAGAUCGCCAAACUGCAAAAAACCUGCCAGUGUAAAAAGCAAAAGAAAAAAGAGGUGGAAGGAGAAUCGAAGAAAAAGAAAUAUUUCAAAAGAUCCAGGAGAGAUUCUUUCAGUAGCGAUAGUACUGAGAUAUUGGAAAACAGGAUCCAGACAACGAAAAAGAGAUCUUCCUCUACCCCCGUACCCGGUGGUCGAUGUCCACAUCAUAUUCCUACGAUCAACCCAAUCAUUCCAUCCGAUGACAGUCAAAGAAAUAAACGCGAAAGACAUGCAUGUUCUUGCUGUAGUGCACGUGGAUCAGAUAAAAAGAAUCAAAAUAAAUAAAUUAGUGAACUGGUUAACAUUGAAUUAUGUUGUAUAUGUCAAAAAUAAUAAGCCAUUGAAAACUG
This is a messenger RNA of Coccinella septempunctata (seven-spotted ladybird), 6350 nucleotides long. RefSeq names its product restin homolog. The record is from RefSeq and is a predicted model, not a curated record. Lineage: Eukaryota; Metazoa; Arthropoda; Insecta; Coleoptera; Coccinellidae. The coding region runs from base 277 to 6285 and encodes 2002 amino acids. The transcript is spliced from 17 exons.